CGGAAAACUGUCCUUAUCGGAGCAUCAACGUAUAUACACACACGUACACGCGUACGUGAAAUCGAAUUUGAAAAACUGGAAAAGGACGUUCGAUCAUGGUGAAUGGUGUUCCGUUUACGACAAACGUUCUGCAUUAAUUCCGCGUUAAUGUGGUUGACGUGCGAAACGGCGGUGCAAGUUAAUCGGUAACAAAGCUGGUGGUUGUUUUGAGCCUAGAGUGUUACCCGAUUAGAAUGGUUGCAAGUGUCGCGCGCAUCGCUGGCAACCCGUAGUGUUGUGCCAAAAUAAAUCGGCGUUAGCUGUUCCUCGCUGGGAACUGCCAGUGAACGAAUGUGCCUCACCGUUCGGAUUCGUUUGGAAACGGCGGGACGAGCUAUGCGGAAUCGCGAUUACCCGCUCUUUUGUCUCGAGGACUAUGGGUGUCAUAGCCGCCCGUUGAUGUGUAUCCCGGUAUUUUAAAAGCAAUCGGCUUCGCUGAGCGGAAGUGUUUCUUCGCUUGGCUAUCAUCGUUGCCUACCCCCGUGGAUUUCGAUCUCCUGACCCGCCUGAAUUACACACCUGAAAACGGGCCAGCGGCACGCAAUUCUCCUUCGUGUUUUCAACAACCUUAUCCGCCCUGACGUGAUUCGCCCGGUUUGCCCGCCACAGGACGGGUUAUGUUUCCCACUUUCAUCGGAAUUCUAGACAUUCAAUCGUGGUGGGAGGUGCCAAGUAUAGCACACUUCUGUUCAUUAUUUAGGGCUGCCUUCGAUCUUCUGGACUUUGAUAUUGAGGACUUGGAAGAAGCUUUAUUAACGGAUGGAGGAACGGAGGGACGUUUAGUACAGGAGUUGAUAGUCAGGUUACUCGAAGGUUGUUUACCUAACGACACUCGCAAUGACAUCUCCACUUUUAACUAUCAGAUGUUUUUACGUAGAUUGUUUCGUAAGAAAUGCCAGGAAUACAAAUGUGAGAAUCCUUUUAAUACAGAUGUAGAUUUCGAAUUGUUGCCUCUUCGUCAAAAAGUAGAAAUACUACGGGCUCUCUGCGACUUCAGGCUCGACGCUGAAGACGUGGAGCAAUCAUUGAGUAAUUUGGACUCGGAUAGUCUGCGGGUCGAACCUUUAGGACAUGAUCGUAAGAAUUCUGCCUAUUGGUACUUUUACGGCACUCGAUUAUAUAGGGAGGAUUACAUCGAUACUUCUGAUAGCAUCUCACAUAAACAGAAAAGUAAACCUAGGGAUAAAAAGCGCAAAAGACGACGAAGCAGAGUGGUUAAGGAGGAAGAGGAAGAGGAGGAGAAGAAGGAGGACAGUAGUUUAAUACACGAGGAAGGGAAGGAAAGUGUUUGGCAAGUUGUCUGCUUCACUCAGCAGGACUGGAGUCGUUUAGUUGAGAAAUUUCGUAAUUCGGAGUACGAUACCGAACGUAAACUCUACCGUACUUUAUCCGAGGAUUUCAUGCCGGAAAUUCCGAAGCUUUUUGAUUUGAAAGAGAAGCAGCAACGGCGCAAGUUAUUGCAACGUAACAGUUCACGAGUUCUUCGAAGUCACGAGCCCGCAACACAGAUGGAAACAGUCAUGGUUAGAUCUAAGAUCAAAACUAAAACAAACAAAGGGAGUAAAAAGGGGGCUCAGAACUCGAAGAAUGUUUACGUUAAAGAGGAAACAUCUCCGCCGUUGUCUUCGCCGCCCGUUCAGAAAAAAGGACGGCAGACUAAUAAUUCAUUGGCUUCUGCUGUUGGUCAAAUCGUGAUCCAUACCAGAGACGAAGUGGAAGUGUUAGAAAAAAAGAAAGGUGUUGGAAGUAAUAGUGACGGGAAUUAUGUGUCUUCUAAUUAUGGGUAUAAAUUCGGUUAUUCGUUUGGGAUCGAGGAGGAAGAACGUCGCGUUGGGAUGCAUAAGGUUCUUGAAAGUCUCAAGGAUCACGUCGACGCCUGGCCGUUUGUUGAUCCCGUGGAUGAAGAGUAUGCGCCAAGAUACUAUAGCGUGGUACGGAAACCUAUGGAUCUUAGUACAAUGGAGGAAAAGCUCGACGGUGGUUUAUACAAGAAUUUAAAUGAUUUUAAACGUGAUUUUUGUCUUAUAGUGGAUAAUUGUAGGCAAUACAAUGGCUCUGAUAAUGAGUACACAGAAAUGGCAGUUAAUCUUAAAGAAGCAUUCGAUAAAGCCGUAAAUCGGUAUUUAGAAUCGGAAACAUCCAGUGACGAGGAUGCUUCGUCGCCAAAACCAUUCGUCGCUACGCCCACUUCUCCGUCGUGUCCUUCCCGAGUUUCAUCGCCGCAUCAAAACCGUAAGCGUUCGAAGAAAUCCACAAAAAAGUCUAAAUCGUAUAAAUCGGAAAGUAAAGGAAAGUCCAAAGCAAACGAUAAAAAUGACGAGGAGGAGAAACGGGGGAAAAAUUAUAAACUUCCAAAGAAGAAAAGGGGUAAGAAAAAGAGUAAAAGAGUGAAGGGCGAGGAAUCUGUAAACGAGGAGGAGCAAGAGGAGCAAGAAAGCGAGGACGCCAUGUCCGAGUCGAGUAUCGUAACGUCGAAAAGAAGGAAACACAUUGACGCGAACAAUUUAUUGUUGAAAACCAAAAAGCUGUCGCCCAAAGAAUCCGAAGAGCUGAAGAAAAUGAACAAAAAGAUUAGCAAGGAACGUCAUAAGCAGAAAAAGGAAGCGGAUAGCGUGCGACCUAUAAAAGAAUCAAAAGAGAAUAAGAAGCGGAAAGAGGACUUUGAGGAAGAUUACGAGCCCCUAGUCAUCGCGAAAAGUAAAAGUAGAAAAAUUGAGAAGAAAGAACUCGAGGAGACCGAGAUAUUUACGAAUAAUAGCAAGAAGAGUAAAGCGAAAAAGGUCGAGUCUAACGAGGAUGAGGUAGACGCGUUAGAAGAAACGGACAAGACUCAGCAUAUCAAAGUAAAGAAAAGUCGGAAAAAAGAGAAGGGAGCUUCGAAGCCCGAGGAAAAGUAUGAGAAGAGUCGAGCAAAGGACAAAGAGAAAAAAUCAAAAUCGAAAAUUGAUGAACCGAAAAACGGGGAGAUAUCGAGCGAAAUAGAUUCCAAAGACUUAGAUCUAGAAAGCGAUUUAGAUUCAAAAGAAACCAAUACGUCUAAGAAAAUUACCGCAUUUAUAGGUGAUAAGGAUAUAGAAUCCUUGGACGGUUUAAAGGAUAAGAUUAGCGAGAGGCGACGGGAAGAGAAGCUGAAGAAUGAGAAAGAGAAACAGAAGAAACCAGCGAAAAGCGAUCUUCACAAUGUGUAUUCAAAAAAAGUGCCUUCAAACGGUAGUACCUUUCAAGACAGCGAUAAAGCCGCGGCGAGACGACCAAAGUUAAAAAAGGGAAUGAAAGAAGAAAAAGUUCCUACCACGGAAGAUGCGUUGAAAAUCCAAGACCAAGAAGUAACCGAAACAAAGAAAGUAAAAGUGGCUCAGACCAAGCAUACCAAAGGAUUUGGAAAGGAAGAAAGCUCGAUACAAGCAUUGAAUCAGGCAACGGAGCAAACACUCCAUGAUAUCAACAAAUGGCUAGAUGACGCACCAAAGCUUUCUGAAUUUUCUUCCGGGAGCGACUCUCCGAUAUUUCAUUCUUCCGUUGAAUCUGCUCGGUCAGGACCAAAGGUAGAAGCGCCAAGAAAACGACCAAGUUCUAUUAAGAUCUUUGGCCCUCACGGACCCAGCAGACCAAAAAAGAUACAACGUACGAUCGAUCGUUUACAGCCCGGUAAAAGUAAGGGGAAUUUGCUUUUAAAGAAGCCGCUCAACUUACCGAACGUUAACGUAAACGAGACGGCUGUUCACCAGCUGGCUAGCGACAAUGAUCAGGCGAACAAAAUCGCCGACGAGGAACCAAAACUUAGCUUAGGGACUGUUUUAAAAAAUGUGGAUUCCAUUCAGUUGAUUUGCAAGAGCUUAGUCUCCUCGCCGAAUCCAAACUUUUCGAACGACGACGAGGAAGAGGAUCACAACGCUGUUCCCGCGGUUCCGGUUGCCAGCUCGAAGGAGGACAAAUCAUCGAGCGGAAAAACAAGGGCGCAGAUACCAACGGUGGCGGAAGAAUCUAAAGAUAGCCAGUCGAGCGUGAAAGAGACUCAAAAGCCUAAAGCUGCGACGCCAAAUUUGAGCGCCUGGUUCAAGGCGUUCGGUGCGCCGAAAUCGAAGAAGAAGGACGAAGAAUCGGAGGACGGCGCGGCGAAGAAAGACGGGGAAUUGCAGGAAGUGUUCUGUGGCAGACAGAGACGAAUGAGCACCGGCGGUAGUAGCGUGAGCGAAUCGGUUUCCAGCUUCUCUCAAGAAUCACCGCCCGGUCGCGCGGGUCGUUCUCCGCAGGGACAACCUGUGAUGGCCUCGGUCGAGCCGCAAAUAAGAGGAGCUGGUUUCUAUCAGGAUGCGCUGUCGACGGGAAGCAGUCCGUACAAUAGUCCUUAUUACGCUACGCCCCCGAGAUACAGCGCUCAAUUGCCACCUACUCCGUCACCGCAAAAUCAUCCACUGUCACCGGCGUAUCCGUCGUCCUCUUACGAACAACCACCCCUUUACUCCCAAAUACCGGCUCAGCAGUCCCAUCCAACGUUUCAGAAGUCUCCUCAGGAGAGUUCCGGGGAAGUCUAUCACCAAUUAUCGCCCACGUUUCCCCAGCGUUCUCCGCAGCCGAAUUUCCCUCAAAAUUCGACGCCGAGCGAAACAUACAAUCAGCAAUUGCCAGCGACCGCCGCUCAGAAUCCAUCACCGGUCUAUUCCCAGCACUCGCCGCAACCGAUCCAACAGGUGUAUCCUCAGCCAUCCCCGCAGCCGCCACCCUCGAACUAUUCGCAGCCAUCGCCGCAGCAACCACCCACCCCGAAAUAUUCGCAACCGUCGCCACAGCAGAACGCCGCCAAUUAUUCCCAGCCCUCUCCUCAGGCAUCAAACUCAAACUAUUCUCAAGCUUCGCCUCAGCAACCCCACUCACCGUACUCUCAGCCGUCUCCUCAGGCACCGCCCACCUAUUCCGAACCAUCUCCGCAGCAACAACAUUCUCCUUACGCCCAAUCUCCGCAGCAAUCGUCCAGUUAUUCUCAGCUGUCCCCGCAGCCACCGUCGACCUACUCUCAGCCGUCUCCACAACCACCAACCGUUUUCCCGCAACAAUCUCAGCCUUCUAACUUCUCCCAACCGUCUCCACAGACGCAUUCCGCGGGCUACUCACAGCCAUCGCCUCAGCCUAUCACCGCGUACUCGCAACCCUCGCCCCAGCCUCGAAAUUAUUCCCAGCCGUCACCUCAGCGGCAAAUUCACAGCUGUUUCCCGCAGCCAUCCCCGCCGGGACCAUCCAUAUUCGUUCGACGUUCGCCGCAGAACGUUUCAUACUCCCAACCGUCGCCGCAGCCACCCGUCAAAUAUUCCGAGCCAUCUCCUCAGCAGUCCGUCGCGAAUUACUCCCACUCGAUACACUCGCCUCAGACGCCACAGAACUACUCGCAACUGUCACCCCAACAAGCGCCAGCCAGCAACUAUUCCCAACCAUCGCCGACGCCUCAGCAGUCGCGCAACUAUUCCCAACCGUCGCCGUCGCCACAGCAAUCGCGCAACUAUUCCCAGCCGUCGCCGUCGCCGCAGCAAUCGCGCAACUACUCUCAACCGUCGCCGCAACAGAAAUCCGUCUGCACUACCUCGCAACCAUCGCAACAACCCACGAGCUACUCGCAGCCAUCCCCUCAACAGAGUACAAACUACACGCAUCAAUCGCAGCCGUCUUCUAAGGCCGUGACGGAGGAUUGUCCGCAGAGCACGGCCACGGUAGCAACCGCAACAGCAACCGCAGCCGCAGCCGCAGCCGCAGCCGCAGCCGUAGCUCCUCCCGCGGCUUCGAGUUACGCUCAAGGGUUCAAGCAGAAUCAUUCUUACAUCCAGUCCCCGGCGCCGCCACCGCCGCCGUCGUCCUCCGUCAUCGAAACGGAGCAUCGAACCGAGUAUCUCAAGGCCACCGGGACCACCGUCGCCACCGAGAAGACCUCGAGCAGCGAGCAGCAACGAAACAGCUUCGCCGUGGCCGCGGAAACGUCGCUGAACCUGAACGCGAACCACCAGAUUUAUCAGUCGCCGAAUCAGUAUCAGUCGGCGUUCGGAAACAACUAUCCAAACAUCGAUCUGCAGAGGUCUGUCUCGCGACAGGAGCAACCGCAACAGCAGCAACAGGCACCGCAAGAGCGUUCCAGUUUCGCCGAUCUCACCGAGUCCCUGAACGCGCAAAAGUACGUUCAGCAGCGGUCGUUCCUCGGGAAAACGUCGUCAGGGGGCGAUCAGCUGUCGACUCAGGACCAAUCGCAGAUACUAGCAUUCCAACAGAACCUGUCGGCGCACGAGCAGCUCUACCCGAGCGGCUUCCAGACGUCCGGCUAUCCGAUGGCGAACUCGAGACCGGUCUAUCCCAGUCCGCACUACUUCGACGCCGGCACGAAGACCACCAGCAGCGGGUCGGGGAACAGCUCGACCAGCAGCAAUCUGCCGCCCGUGAAGAAACGCAUAUACAAUGAAUCGUCCACGGACGCGUCCCGUGGCCUGACGCAGGAAACCGCCACGAGGACCGGCCAGGAGCAGUUCGGUUUCGACCCGAUAAUGGCGUUGUCGCAGUCGGACGCGGUUUCCGCCAGCCAAUUCGACGCCGCGUUCGUUGGUAACCUGGCCGAUCCCGUGGCAACGAACAACGCGUACGCUCGUCUGGGUUUGGGCUUGGUGGGUCGCGCGAGCAAAGAGCAACAACAGCUGCUGACGAUCCCACGGCCGCCGGCCACCAAGUCGGAGCAUCUCGCGUACGCGCGAAGCCCAGCCGCGGGCGCCGCCGAGCUGGACCUGAACCUUUUGCAGAGCCUGCAGACGGCGGCCGCGAAGAACACGCAGGGCAUAUUGUCCAUAUCGCGCAGGUCCGGCGAUACGUUGCCCACGGGAUCCACGGCCGUGCCCGCCAAGACGAGAAAGAGCAGGAAGAGCAAGCAACAACAGCAACAGGAGCAACAGAACGUCGUGAACGUUUCGUCCGCGGUGAGCACGGAGCCGCAGUCCGCCACUGGUAUACCUGGCUUCCCCCAAUACACCGGCACGUCCGCGGAGUCGAUCAGUCUGAAGAACACCGGCAUGGUACCGCCAGCUGGAAGUGCCUUCAAUUUCGCUGCCUCGACCAGCACCACCACCAGCUCAGCCUUUUACGACAAGGACGCGACGGCCGCGGCGUUCGCGUUCCUGGACGAGUUUCGAAACCCGAACCGAUACUACAGCAUGGCGCUCAGGCAACAGCAACAGCCCCAGCAUCCGCCGGUCACGGACUCCGCGCAACAAGCCUGCAACAAGCUGAGCAAUCAGCCGCCGAGGAACUAUCCGCCACAUCCGUUUCUUCAUUCCGCUCAGAGAUCGGCGGCGUACGGACCGCCGGUGUCCGCGUACGUAACGCCCCACGGACCGAACUUAACAGUGGACCCAACCGCCUACCAACAGUACAUCCAUUCCCUCUACGCUCUUCAACCGCCGCCGCAUCAUCAUCGACAGUCCUGGCUUUAGCCGUUAAAAUCAUUGUAACGGAUGUCCGAACGUUUGUACGACGUAUUGCGGACGGGCAGACCCGUCCUUCGACGAGCAGGAGAAAAUAGCGUUUAGAACCGGGGAUAGACAUUAAACGGACGUGCAUCGGCUGAGGGUAUUAUCGACUUCAUCGUUCCAACUGGACCUGGGCACUUUCCAAGUAACGUUAUUUUAAAUACUAUUACGAGCAACGGCGUUAUCUUAUCGUUAUGAAUUUAUAGUCGCCGUGAUCGCACCGAUAUAGCUGGCUGUCUUUAAAUUGAUAAUCCAAACUUUCGGGUAUGUACACUACAGUAAUGCACGGUUUAUGCUUUAACUGAAAUCUUUACGGUUAAUUUUCCACUAUUCAUUCCCGCUAAUCUUUUCCAGCAGCAAAAGGAAGGAAACGAACAGAAAUAAAACGAAAAUUAACCGUGUAUUACUGUACCGCAGUAUACAUAGAAUCUCGAUUAUUGCACGAGAGCCUCGUUCGUUGCGUGGUGUCGACGGUGAAGGGAAUGCCACUAAGUAUCAAGAAAGGUCGGUGGAGAGAAAGUUACGCUUGGAUCAUAGCUACUGUGUGCAGAGACGAGAAGUUAACUAACAAUUUCUCAUCUCUGUACAAUACGAGGAUACACUGUGUUAGGCUACUUUUCAUUCGAUCGGUUACCUCGAUUAUUCCAAGAAUAUUCAGUUACAAUUUCCUGUAAUAAUCGAGGUUCUACCGUGCUUGUCAAUAGUUUCCGAGUUACAAGAACAAAUUUCUAUUUUGUCCCAGCAGAUCUUCAAAGUGUCUUCCACCUGUUCUCGUGCAUAAGCUGACAAAUCUUUCUAAAUUAGAAUCUAUUUUACUCUAGAAUUCAAUACUUUUCAAGUUAGCUUACUUUACCGUAAUAAAAUUUGUUUGCUAUUUUAGUUAUUAUGUUGAAUUUUGAAAAAAAUAAAAUUCUUUCUUAAAACUUGGAAACUGUUGAUUUCUAGACCCCACGUUUGCUAACAGUUUUUCAUUGAUUUUCUCGAGUAUUAUAUGUAUACCCAAAGUUUGGACGAUCAACUUUAUCGCACACUGUACAAAUGAAAUUUAACUGCUGCCUUUCCAUUGUAUUUUAUUAUCGUUGAAAAUUUAAACGUAAUGUUUCGACCCUUUACAGGUCUCCUUCGGAUGUUCUAAUACAUGUUUUUUAAAUGCCACGAAUUAGGCAUAACGUUUUCGCGUAUAAUUGGUUUUUAAUUCCGUGUAUUUGAUGCAAGUAUAUUGUAGAAUCCUGAUUGAGAAUAAAAAUAGAAAUAAAAAUAAAAAGAAACCAUUCUGUUAUCGAUUGUAACGCAUUUAUCCUUGAGACGGCACAAUUUAUUGCACCUAUGUCUUACUCGAGCCAUUUACUAAAAUACACGCAAACGAAGAUAAGAAAAUAUGUACUAGAACAUUUUAAAAGGACAUAAAGGAUCGAAAUAUUAUGUUUUAAUUUCUAUCGACGACAACAAAUCGCUAUUUUAUUUAAUAAUUGCAAUAAUUCUCGCUUAAUCUGAUAACAAAAUCUCUACUGAUCUUCGGAUACAGAUAACCGACGAUCCCGAUUUGUUUAACAUUAAACAAGAAAUUACUAUUUGUUAUUUUCAAAAUAUAUCUACGUGUUUCAUGAAAUAACUUUGAAAAUAAUAAUUCUAUACAAUAUCAAGGGAAUAAUGAUUUAUAGAAAUUAUAAAUAUUCAGGGUAUCGAACAAGUUCCUGUACAAACUUUGCUGGCAUAUUCUGCGACUAAAAAAUAAGAUAAAAUAGUUAUAUAUUUCGUUAAAAACGUAUUGAUCUUCUAUUUGCAAAAGACAAAUAAAUAUUUCGAUUACCAAGUGAAAAUUUAUUCGUUAUGGAAACAUUGAUAAUGUUAUUUCAAAGUUUAUUUGAAAUGUCUCAUUAAAAGUAACGUUGUGAGAAUCAAAAGACUGAAAUAUCAUUUCAAAUAGUUAUUUCUUAUUGCCAUUUCGAAUAAAAUUCUGUCCAGGUCUGGUUCUAACUUCGUCGUGGCUCGUUCUCCUUAUUCAGAACACGUAUAGGUUGUCUGCGCAAAGAGUUUUAGAAUAAAUGAUAGAAAAAUAACAGACGCGCGGUAAGUCCUCGUUAAAAAUUACAGAAUUGAGUCUGUUUGGAAAUUUUUUAACAAGUACGGUAGGUGAAAAAGUUUUGGUAGUACACAAUGAGUCUGCAAAUCCAUUCUUUUCUAGAUACGGCCGUAUUAAGUUUUAAUAUUUGCGUGUAGAAAUGCAUUUAAUGAUAACAACGUAUGGACGUCUGUCGCAUAGCAAUGGAGGCCAUUUUAAACGCCCUACCGCCAUAAUUUAUUCUGUUAAAAUAUUUGUUUCAAACUAUAUCCUAGAGGCAAAUGGAUUUACGGGCCCAUGUUUAUUAAGACUUUUUUUCUUAAUUUUCAAAUGUAACGUACGUCUGUUAUUUUUCUAACGUUUGUUUGGGUACAAUUUGUAUGACACGAGUACAAGAUUAAUUUAGAUAAAACUGUGUUUACUAGUGUUUUAUGAGUGCAUUUGAUACUUUGUACCUUUUUCCUGUUGUCAAUCGUAGUCGCAGUUUAACAGAAAUAAGCGAUAAUACAUUUAUAAAUGUUUCACUCGAACGCAGGCGGGUCGGUAUCGAUGACCGAUGGUCGAUAUGGCAGUGAAAGUAUUACAAGUUUCGCUCCAACGCCGCAAGAUGCGCUGUUCCCGAUUGUAAACACUAUUUCAUCUAACCAUGUUUCUCUGUGACCAUAAUCAGAAUUUUUUCUGUUAAAAAAACUAUCGGUGCCGUCGUUUUUUCUUGUUUAAAUCGUUUGACUCGAGGGACCGUUACAGUGCAUUAGCAACAUUAAUAUCUUUUUCAUUUUUAAAAAAAUGUAAUCGAUUUAUCGUUUCCCAAAUAUUCUUUUAUUUUACUUUUGUUAACGAAUUUUAUAAUUUUCCGAAGAGGAGGAAUCCCGGUACCGAAGUAAAGGAAUAGGGGAAAAUUCUGAUUACGAUAGUCCUCAAGAUCGUCGAAACAAGCACCGUAAACUCGUGAACGUCAAACAGUAAAGGGAGCGCAUAAAGUUGAUCGUUCGAUUCUCUUUCUUUCUUUCGAAAUAUUUUUUACUGAUUGACUAGCGAAUAACGGAUUUUUAAAGCUCUCUUUGGAAUUAGGGUGCCGGCCGUUGCACCGAAUUGUCUACACCCCUCCCUAUUUCACAUUUGUUUCCUUCCACUUCCCCUCCUUUUUCUUAUCAAAACGAUACGAAACUUUGACAUUUUUACACGAUUUAUCAGAAAAGAAGAGAUGUUUAGCUUUUAUUCGGUAAUCUACUAUGUAGUCAUAUGUACAUAAAGGAUAAGCCUACUUUGCGUAGGAAUUUUUGAUAGUUUUUCUAAUGGCUAGUCGACAACUUAGGCGUCAAGUUCAGUCGCUAGUGACCGGAAGUAACCUUCUAUCAAAAGUUCCUCUGUCUAUUACGCUCUUAUAGCGCCUCUAUUUCUCUAUCUCGAUGCAUCGAUCGAGAUGUGGAUUAUGCAAUAUUCGAUUUCUUAGCGAGAAGACGAUUAUAAUCCCCCUCGUGACAGCGCUCGUAAUUUUUAGCCUGUUGUGAAUGUUGUUUUCCUUUUUUAUGUUGAAAGAAACGGAAAAAAAGGAACAACAACUAGACGAUACGUAGGGUUAUACGUGAUUUCUAAAUUCGAAGGAUUUCUGUAUGAUAUCGAGCACACUGUUGCCGGUGUAUCUUAUGUAGAAUAUAUAGAUUCUUAUAGUAUGUAAGCUAGAUUUCGUUUCUUUGUAUAUAAAAUACAUAUCCUUCAUAGACGAUGUGCUCGAUGUAAAGAAAGAUCUGCAAUGUCAAAGACCUUGUAGAAUCGUCCGCGGUAGGUUACAAACGGGAUAAACGUAGGGAACUUAAAUGUGUGUACGUAUGUAUGGCUGGGUGUGUGCAUGUAUGUCUUGUGAAUAAAGACGAAAAAUUAAGUAUAAUACGCCGCAAUCAUACAUUAACCCACCUUAUUGCUAAAAAGAAUCGGAUGGAAGCGGUAU
Molecule: messenger RNA, 11542 nt
Organism: Colletes gigas
Lineage: Eukaryota; Metazoa; Arthropoda; Insecta; Hymenoptera; Colletidae
Product: flocculation protein FLO11-like
Exons: 9
Coding region: 657-7496 (2279 amino acids)
Biological process (GO): chromatin remodeling
Cellular component (GO): CERF complex
Molecular function (GO): protein binding
Source: RefSeq, a predicted model, not a curated record